Acanthopagrus latus (yellowfin seabream) is the source of this 7207-nucleotide messenger RNA. It is a transcript of the gene mark4a, whose product is annotated as MAP/microtubule affinity-regulating kinase 4a. Gene Ontology annotation, cellular component: cytoplasm. The record is from RefSeq and is a predicted model, not a curated record. The transcript is spliced from 17 exons. Gene Ontology annotation, biological process: intracellular signal transduction; protein phosphorylation; microtubule cytoskeleton organization. Lineage: Eukaryota; Metazoa; Chordata; Actinopteri; Spariformes; Sparidae. Bases 809 to 3109 code for a protein of 766 amino acids. Gene Ontology annotation, molecular function: protein serine/threonine kinase activity; ATP binding; tau-protein kinase activity.
AAACAAAACGCCACAGUGACUGCAGAAUUGUUCACAUCAGCCGACAGAUUAUUGUCGAUUCAUAAAAGGCUUUUACUUCAAAAACCACAGGCCGGAAGUCCCGUCCCCGUGCAACUCCUCCCGACUUUGACGGUGGUGCGCAUCUCACCGACCGGGAAUACCGAUUUCUGAACAUUUCGGCCUCUUUUUUUUUUUACCCCCCUCCGCCGCACCGUAAGCCGUGUGUUUUUUUUCUUUUUCUUUCUGCAAGCGGCAGCACUUGAGGCGGGGGAAGCGGGUUGCACUGGCGUCGCCGGGGCGAAAGUGAAAGAUUCCAUCGGUCAGUGUCAUGACAGACGGAGAUGACACACAUCCAGCAGGAGCCGUGUUUGUUUUGUAUGGCGAAAUGAGGCAGGGGGUGGAGAGUCGCCACAGAGACGCUGGGCUCCGGCCAAACAUCACCGCAUUUUAGCACUUUAUUCGAUGCUCGGGAUUUGCAUUGCAUUGCAUCUGCUGCAUCGCUGAUCCGGCCCAAUUUCUUGCACAGUGCAUGGUGGAAAAUGCAGCUUGUUUGAGGACACCCCCCUCCUCCUCCUCCUCCUCCUCCAGAUACCCAUUGCUGCCAUGAUAGGCAGAGGUCUCCUCUCGACCGCGGCUCGGCCGGCUGGAGAAGAGGCGGAUUGAUUCGGGACGCUGGGUCGCGUCUGCGGAUGUUAUUCUGUCCGUGGAGCCCGUGAAUAUCAUCUGCGCACAACACACCGUGAUUCUUACUCAGGGAAAAAAAAAAUAAUAAAAGGUGUGGGGGGGAGAGAGAGAGAAAGAAAACAACAUGUCUUCUCGAUCUGCAUUACCGUCUGGAAACGACAGGAGUACUGGAGACCAUCAUGUGUCACUGGGGGCCAGCCGUGCAGACAAGGCCACCAGCCAGUCCAGUCGCUCGCUGGGCGCCCGGUGCAGGAAUUCCAUCGCCUCGUGCUCCGACGAGCAGCCGCACAUCGGCAACUACCGUCUGCUCAAGACCAUCGGCAAGGGAAACUUUGCCAAGGUCAAGUUGGCUCGCCACAUCCUGACGGGCAAGGAGGUUGCAAUAAAAAUCAUUGACAAAACUCAGUUGAACCCAACCAGCCUACAAAAGCUCUUUAGGGAGGUCCGGAUAAUGAAAGGCUUAAAUCACCCUAACAUAGUGCAGCUGUUCGAGGUGAUUGAGACUGAUAAGACCCUUUACCUAAUCAUGGAAUACGCUAGUGGAGGUGAAGUGUUUGACUACCUCGUGUCUCAUGGGAGAAUGAAGGAGGUUGAAGCCAGAGCCAAAUUUCGACAGAUUGUUUCCGCUGUCCACUACUGCCACACGAAGAACAUUGUCCACAGAGAUUUGAAGGCGGAGAACCUUCUGCUGGAUGCCGACGCCAACAUCAAGAUAGCCGACUUCGGCUUCAGCAACGAGUUCACGCUGGGCAACAAGCUGGACACGUUCUGUGGCUCGCCGCCCUAUGCUGCCCCUGAGCUUUUCCAGGGCAAGAAGUACGAUGGGCCCGAGGUGGACGUUUGGAGUCUCGGAGUCAUCCUCUACACACUGGUCAGCGGCUCGCUGCCUUUUGAUGGGCAGAACCUGAAGGAGCUGAGGGAGCGCGUGCUGAGGGGGAAGUACCGCGUCCCUUUCUACAUGUCCACAGACUGUGAGGGGAUCCUUCGCCGAUUCCUGGUGCUCAACCCCUCAAAACGCUGCACCCUAGAGCAAGUCAUGAAGGACAAGUGGAUAAAUGCAGGGUAUGACGGGGAAGAUCUGAAGCCCCAUAUAGAACCUGUUGAAGAUUACAGUGAUCCAGCCCGCAUCGAGGUGAUGGUCGGGAUGGGUUUCACUCCAGAGGAAAUCAAGGACUCUCUGCUCAAUCAGAAGUACAACGAGGUCACAGCCACCUACUUACUGCUGGGCCGCAAAGGCGACGAGGGCAGUGAGGCCCGCACAGCUAGUAGCCUGUCCCUGGCUAGGGUACGACCAAGCCCAAUCACCAACGGGACCAACAAGCACUCCUCCGCCACUGGCUCCUCCUCCUCCUCCACCUCCUCCUCACAUAGCAAGACCCAGCGCAGUGCCUCCACCUACCACAGGCAGCGACGACACAGCGACUUCUUCCUCCACAACAAAGGCGGGCCCUCCAUGCCCGUCAUGCACCCCAAACGGAGCCCGACCAGCACGGGCGACCGGGAGCUGCGGGAGGGACGGAUGCCUUCACGUAAGGCCAGCUGCAGCGUGAUGGGGAGCCACAGCCUCCCUCCCUCCAGCCCAAUGGUCAGCAGUGCCAACAACCCCAACAAGUCAGAGAUCCCCGACCGCCGCAAAGACAUGACUGCCACCACGAAUAACAUCCCCGGAAGCGCCAUGACACGCCGGAAUACAUAUGUGUGCACGGACCGCUCGGGCACUGACAGACACUCUCUUCUGCAGAACGGCAAAGACAACAGCUCUCUGGGCCACCGCAUGACUGCAGCGUCUCCCUCCACGCUCAGCAUUUCCGGGGCCGGAGCCGCCUCCUCCUCCUCCUCUUCGGACAGAUGCCGCCUGACCCGCGGCUCAACAAUCCGCAGCACCUUUCACGGGGGACAGCUGAGGGACCGCGGGCCCCCGGUGUACUCAGCCCCACCCACUUCACCCACCUUGUCCCACCAUGACGCAAGCCCUCUGCCGCAUGCUCGCACCAGGGCAACCUCCAACCUCUUCACCAAGCUGACCUCGAAACUCACGCGCAGGGUCACAAAUGAAUCUGAGGGAAUCAGGAGAUUUGCGGUCACAAGUUGCCAUCUACCUGGGUAUCAAAAAGCGUCCGAGCCCCGGGCCGUCGGACGUGGCUGGGAUCUGAGAGGCGGUGUGCGGCGGGACCCUGCGGAGGUGGUACUGGCUCUGCGGGAGGCGGCGCUCGGAUGUGGCUGCCAGGUCCACCAUGCCGGCCCCUUUCUGCUCUCCUGCACCCAUGGCGUGGCAGGGGGCCGCGUGGCUUUCGAGGCCGAGGUGUGCCAUCUUUCCACGGGCACCUCCGAGACUUCUAACGGGGUGCGCUACACGCGACUCUGGGGGGCACCGCUAGCUUUUCGGGACAUUGCCACCCAAAUCUCUAAGGACCUUGAACUUUGAACGGAGGGUGUGUUUGUGUACCAGUGUGUGUUUUUGUGUGAGUGAGUGCUGAUGUGUGUGCGCAAAGGGAGGGGGGUGGAAAUAAUUGCUGAAAAAAAAAAAAAAGAAAAAAAAUUAGCGAAGAAGGGGCGAGGGGCUGGACCCGAGAGAAAAGACUUCUCCUUCUGUCUCUUUCAUGACUACCCCACCUGCACACACACACACACACAGACACACACACAAACACACACACACACAGAUACAUGCACACCUGACCCGUAAAAGUCACAAAACUGAAGCACCCCCCCUCCACCCAAUCACCCCACCCAGCUCAGCCAAGUUCUUCACUGAGCAACUGCACCCACUGGACCUGGAUCAGACGGAAUCUAGUUGAAUAUUUUUUAUUGCUACUCUAGCCAUAAUGACUCUUUAUUUUGUUAUUUAUUGCUCUGAUCAUUAUCCCACUGUCACUUUCACCACCACCGAAAAACACCAUCUCUUGUGUAUCGGACGUCAUCAACCAGCCAGUCCUUUUUUAACAAAUGUUGUUUUAUAUGUCACCUUUACGCACACCAUUUUUUUUCCCUGAUGUGAUUAUCUGCUGACUUUUUAUCACCUGGGAACAACAACAUGCGCAAACAUGGAGAUGGUCCAACUCAGUCAUCAGAUAAGCGGCCUCAGAGGGUUGCAUUGGUUUGAUUCGUGUAGAUACAGCAGUGACGCCUGCACUGGAUUAGGGUCAGUGGGAGCAGGGUUGACAGGCCUCUGAAGCAGCCAAUCAGAUGCUGACCUGGAAUACAAAAAGCCAGUCACAUCUUCCACUUCAUUAACAAGCAGAUCUGUUGCCUAUUAAUCACAUUAGUGUCUGCAUAGGACAAGCAGAAAUGACAUUAUAAUUAUAAUUAUAUUGAGAAACAAACCCAUUGGUUAGCACAAUUGAAUUAAUAAAACUUAUUUUGUUAAAUGGGCAAGUUGUAAGAUAUUACCAGAAUUUUAGUUUCAAACAUUUGAAAAAAUAAUGAAUGUGAGGAAAUAAGUAAAGAUGUCUUAUGUACUGUGCUGCAGAGAUUUCUACUGAAGUUAGCAUGCUAACCAGCUAGCCCCGGCUUGUCCUGCCUCCUAAUACCAGUUUGUACUACGUGAGGAUAUAGUCCCUGUAGUUUCAGCUUGGAGAUAUGUCCUAUGACUGCAUUUCAACACAUCAUUUUUGGUCGCUGCUGAUAUCCGACUAGCUGCGACUUCACACCUUUACUUUCACCGCUCUCCUGUAAGUCACCUCCGUACUGUGUCCCCUGUCUUUAAACUGACCUCCUUCAUUCUCCGUGGUUGUGUUAGGUCCCAGUUCAGUUCCGUCUAGCUGUGUUCACUCUCAGGCCGCUAAACCCAGUUCUGCUGAACGCCGUCGCUGGUGGUGAACUCCCCCAGUCGGCUCUCAGUCCAGGCAAACUCUAGGUCCCAUGAGCUAAUUAGCUAAAGGUAGCUAACAAAGGCCAAGGAUUGUUCGCAUAGAGCAGCAGUUUUAUUAUAUUUUACAAACUAAAACUAUUACUGUAAGGGUAUAUAACUUUUAAACUAUUAUUAUUGUGUUUUUAUACUUACUUUCAAUGCUGGCUCUCUACUGAAUGAAUAGAGAGGCCUGCACAGACUUGAUGCACACAUGCUGCUCUCUGGUUGGCUGGAUUCAUGGUCUGUCAGCUCUGUCUGGUUGUCGCCAGUAGCAUUUGUUCCCACCCCAUUUCACCCUUUUACCUUCCUUCAAAAGUAUUGUACUGAAGACACGACAGCAGAGACACAUACUUGAGAGCAUCUCUCUAUCUCAACGCCCUCAACUGUUGAGAUCUUUCAAGCAAGGCGUGUGCGGUCUUGAAAUCUGUCCGUUGUCCCGCCACACAAUAACGGAGAUCCUUUCAGUCUGUUUAAGUUUCAGUGCGAAGCAAUUCAUUGUUUCUGUCCUGUGCCAUGUGAUCUCACCUCAGCCAUCAUCCUAGUACGUUGAUGGGAAGCACCAAAAGCAGAUCAGCCAAGCAAGCGAAACCUCUCACAUUGCACACCCACCUUUGCACACACACUCAGAGAAACACACACAUCCAAAUGUCCACCCUCUCCUUUUGGCGGCACAGUCUAUAAACUGGUCUGCCCAUUAUUGACGACUGUGGGGAUCGGGGGGGGGGGAGUGUUCUGAAUCUGGAGAGACAUGAUGAAGGCAGUGUGCACAGUGUUUUCUUUUUGUUAGUCCAGUUGCCUUUAAAGUGAACAACCCCCAGCGCCUUCAUACAGUACAUAUUUAAUGUAUAAAAAAAAAGAGAGAGACAGAAAAACUGAGAGAGCUUUCUAUUCUCCCUCCCUGUUUUUAGUGAAUAACGUACUGUGAUAUUUCCGUAGGCUACAGAGAUCAUGUUGUUUGGCUGCUGAUUUACUGUUAAUACUAUCUCUCUCAGUUGUGGCUUUGCUCAUGGUGACCCAAAACACACCCCCCCUUAACCACCUCCAUUUCCUCUUCCGCCAUCAUAAAACUCCCCCCGACUCCCUACAUUUAACAGGGACUCCAACCUUAGCUGUCCACCACCUCGGUAUGUACCACCCACUUUUUUUCUAUUGUCACAAUGAGCGGUCGGCUUUCCUCGGCUCGUUGUUUGAGACCCUGCUUUCUUGCGGGGAGACACUCAGCCAUCAUCCGCACUCUCACAUUGUAGACCCACGUUUGACAUCUUCUCAGUCCUGUUUGGUGUGUGCUGUUUCAUGGAGCCCAACAGGGGAGACCGGUGCUGACCUGUCCUCCUUGAGGUGAGAAGCAGACACCAAGUCCAAUCUGUCCUUUGUCCUCUCCCUGGACGUUUCUCAUUGUGGUGUAUAUUAGCAUUAGGUAAUAUAGACCUCAAUGCACUUUGCUUUGACUUGAAUCAGCUCCUUCCAGUGUACCUGUAUAGGUAAUACCCAGAACUAGCCACUGGAGGGCGCCAAUGUCUUAAAUGUGAAACACUUCAAUUUGUGGAUAUUUGCACAGGUACUUUAUUUAUUUUUUAGAAUAAUAUCAUUUAAAAAAAAAAACAGGAUUUAUAUCAGUCAGUUGAUGGCUGUAUAUAAAAUAUAUGAAUAUAGUAUAUAUCUUAGAGCUCAAGGUUUAUUUAUAGCUAGAGCAAGGGAAGUAAUUCUAGUUUAAAGCAGAUUCUGUCAGUGACAAUGGGGAACAAAAAUCAACCUGCAAUCCUGCAUGACUUCAGAGUUUGGGUUUUGGGGGGAAAAAAAAUGAAAUAUGAUGCACACCUAGGAUUGGAAGCUUUGUGAAAUGCAGAUGCGAUCGUUUUUAGACAUAAAUUGAUACAAAGAAAUGGUGCUAAAUGCAGCGCCAGGUCCUUCCCCCCCUUUCACAGAAAUGAGCUGGAGGGCUUGAGUGAAAUACAGUGACUUCACUCCACCGGGUUUGCUAGAGGAUAGGUUGCGUAUGCUAAAGAGGACUCCUGACUUCUUAGAGGUAUUUAGAUGCUAUGAAGUGUACCACAACGUACAGUGUGUAAGUAAAAGGUUUAGUUUUAGAUCCAGACACUUGCAUUGGGUAUUAAUUGUGCAGUUUCAACUUGAAUUUACACUUUUUAAGUCCCUGACAUGUCGAAAGCCCCGGGUUGCAUACAAGCCAUAGAAACGUUACGUCACUGUCUCCUGAUUGCAAAUAUGAAUCAGGUUGUUUGCGAAGUGAAACGGGCUAUAAAGCAAAUGACUUAAUGUAAAACAACUCACUCUUAGUAUAAGAUGGAUGAACAUUGUCUUAAGGUGGAAUCUACUGUGAAAAAUUCUUGAAAAGAGUUUUUGUUGAGUGUUGAUUAAACACGUGUGUACCUGCCCAGACAUUGGUCGGGCUUAGAUGGUGGAUGGUACAGUAUUAGGACCCUCGGGGGCUCAGUAUUUAACAUGCACUGUCAUUUCAAAGCUGAUUUUGGAAACAGUUGAUGUUAUAUGCAAAAGAGACUGAAGAAACACACAGUUUGACCUGUAUGAGUAAUUUUACACUGCUCUGCUGUUGAAUUCCUCCCCUCAGAAACAAACUGUAAACUGAGAUCAAGUGGUUGUGGUAUAUAAGGAGAACAUGGAGCUGAAGAUUAAUAAAACUCACUGAUGUUGGCA